UAUCGCUGAGUAAACACGCGCAGUUCGCUUGAGACCGGACCACUUUUUUCGUACCAGCGUAAACCAGAGGUUGCAAACAUGUUUACAAGUCAGUGUGCAACUUGCAAAGAUACAGUUGGCCAUGGACCUCAGUGUUCGGUAUGUAAGGGAAACUAUCAUUUCAACUGCGCUGGCAUAUCGGAACGAGGUUUUAGCAGGCUGGGAAGCGGAAGAGAUUCGUGGAUUUGUCCAGCAUGUCGGGAUACCAACGGCUCACAGUUACAGGACAUUAGUCCUUCUCCGUCUGCAAGUAGCACCCCAUUGGCUUCACAAAGGCUAUCAUCUGGGCUUCCAAUCGACCGAGCAAGUUCUCCGCGUCCGGUGAGCCCAGGCCAACAAUCUCAGGACUCAAUACUACAAGACAUCUUGGCUAAGGUCACCAGCCUGGAAAAGCGGUUCAUCGCAUUCCAAACAAUGGAGUCCGACGUCAAACAACUUAAGGAGGACAUUUCUGAUCUCAAAUCAAGUAUAAACACUAAUAUUGACGGCAUGUCUCAACGAGUAUCGCAAAUUGAGGACCGCUUGGUACCCCUCGAAAAGGUAAAGUCGGAGAUGGAGGAACUUGAGACCGUGAUAAGAGACCUAGUUGAGAGUAAUAGCAGAAAUGAUCAAUGGGUGAGACGUUCAAAUAUUCAGCUGAAUGGAAUUCCAUACAAAAAUGGUGAGAAUUUAAUAUCAACAGUGAAGCGUCUCGCUCAGCUAUGCGAUUUCCCCUUAAACGUCGACACCGAUAUUGACUUUGUUACUCGAGUUGCGUUGAAGAACGAUGUUGAUAACAAAAGCAAAACUAAACCCGUCAUUUUGAAACUGCAAUCGCGAUACAAAAAAGACGACUUUUUAGCGGCUCUUCGGAAGCUCAAGAGUAUCAGGGCGAGUGAUUUGGGCUUUAGCGGAUCGGAAAGUCGGGUCUUCGCUAAUGAUCAUCUCUCCGCAAAGAAUAAGUACUUACUUCAACAAGCAAAAAUGAAGGCGAAAGAAAAGAACUACUUGUACUGCUGGGUUCGCAACUGCACAGUCAUGGUGCGACGAAAUGAAAAGUCUCCUGUCAUACACAUCACGUCGGACAAUGAUUUAAAAAAGAUAACAUAAGGGAAAUUUGUAUGUAUAGUACGUGUCUUAUUGUAACAUGUAUGUUAUUCUUGAAUUUUCUGUGUGUCUGGUUUGCGGCGAAUAUUCAUAGUGACAGUAUUUUUAUUUUUAUAAAUCGCUAUUAUUACCAAAGGUUGGCAUCCCCUUGCCUUCCGGGCGCGCUAUUGUAUAGUUGCCACUACCGCAAAAAUGUUCGAUCGGACAUCGUAUCGCUGGUAAAAAUAUACAUUGAGCGUUUUGUGGGUGAGCGCUGCUUGCCGAGUUUGCCACAAGAGGAAAUGGACGUCUUGCAUUAUAAUAUAAUAAUUUUAUGGCUUAAUGUGGAGUUGGCUGCUUGUGUUUGUUCUCGUCUCUUGAGUAAAAAUUUUGCGGUUUACCUUCUUAAAUUCAAUAAUAUUUUAGAGUACGGAAUUAUUAUGGCUUAUCAUGAGAAAUCGGUAGCAUCUUUUGCUUAUUUUUCUUGUGCAUUUAAACAAUAUUGCAUCGGCGUGUAUAGUGAUUUGGGUUUCAUAAUUCAUUACGUCAGUUAUUUAGUUGUAGUUGGUAAUUGUUGUCACUGCAAAAUAAAAAUUAGUAACAUUU
This is a messenger RNA of Ostrinia furnacalis (Asian corn borer), 1710 nucleotides long. RefSeq lists its product as uncharacterized. Lineage: Eukaryota; Metazoa; Arthropoda; Insecta; Lepidoptera; Crambidae. The transcript is spliced from 2 exons. The record is from RefSeq and is a predicted model, not a curated record. Bases 79 to 1128 code for a protein of 349 amino acids.